This is a messenger RNA of Amphiprion ocellaris (clown anemonefish), 1145 nucleotides long. Its product is annotated as paired box protein Pax-5-like. The transcript has 6 exons. Gene Ontology annotation, molecular function: DNA-binding transcription factor activity, RNA polymerase II-specific; RNA polymerase II cis-regulatory region sequence-specific DNA binding. Lineage: Eukaryota; Metazoa; Chordata; Actinopteri; Pomacentridae. Bases 209 to 931 code for a protein of 240 amino acids. Gene Ontology annotation, biological process: anatomical structure development; regulation of transcription by RNA polymerase II. The record is from RefSeq and is a predicted model, not a curated record.
CCUCCAGCUGAGCGCCUCCGUGCGCCCUCAGAGACUCGUACCUACUCCUACCAGCCGCUCCGGUGCUCAAAGUACCACGGAGACGCACAGCUUUAUUCAGUUUUCUAAUAAUAUGGAAAUAUUGCGUUCUCGAAAAUAUCUACACUUUGUUCCAACCGACGCUUGAGAAGUUCAGUAGAACUACAGACUUGGUUGGAUUCAGUGUGUGAUGGAGGUGCGCUUUGGACACGUUCCUCUCGCCGUUACGCACCGACACGGCGGGGUGAACCAGCUCGGCGGAGUCUUCAUUAAUGGACGUCCGUUACCGCACGUGGUGAGGCAGGGCAUCGUGGAGCUCGCUCAGAGGGGAGUUCGUCCCUGUGAGAUCUCCCGCCGUCUGCGAGUCAGUCACGGCUGUGUCAGCAAAAUACUGUCCAGGUACAAUGAAACAGGAAGCAUCAAACCAGGAAUGAUUGGAGGCUCGAAGCCCAAAGUGGCAACUCCCAGAGUCGUGCAAAGAAUCCUGCACCUGAAACACGACAACCCCACGAUGUUUGCCUGGGAGAUCCGAGACAGACUGAUGCUGGAGCGGGUGUGUGACCAUAGCAGUGUUCCCAGCAUCAGCUCCAUCAACAGGAUCAUCAGGAACAGAGUCCAGCCUGAGUGUGGUGAAGCUGUGUCAUCAGCAGCAUCUGUUGCCAUGGGAGCAGCCUGUUCCUCCGAGUCCAGCUUUUCUAUCAGCGGGAUUCUGGGAAUCAGAAAACAGAGCAGCAAACAUAAAGAAGGAGGCGACGUCUCCUGCGGCGCGAACCACAACCAGCCAUGUUCCUGUUGUGAUACCUGGGGACGGUCGGACCCCUGCCUGACCUUUCACCCCAGCCUGCCAGCUAAUCAUGAUCCAAAUCUGUUGGGUUCGUCUGCAUCGAAAUAUGAUCACUUAGUCUUCCUGUGAGUUCAACUUUGAUGCGUCUUUUUCUUAUCUGUCCUCUUGUUUAGACCCUUCAUGUCAGUACUGUGGAACAAGGCAGUGACAGAUCCGAGAAGAAAGAAUGUCCUCCUGUUAUUUCCAAAAAGCAAAAUGAUGUCAAAAUUAUAUGACUUGAAAUUGUAUUUAUCACCAACAUCAAGGCAGAAUCAUAACUACGAACAUGUUGAAAUAAAACUGA